CUUUUUUUGCUUACUAAAAUCAUCUUGUUUUAAGAUAAAAAAAAUUUCAUUCUUACAAAAAUUCCAUAUGCCGACGUUCGUAAAGUGUCAAAUCUGGUCACUUUAGGUCCAACUAAAGUAAUAAACAUUAUCAUGGCAAAACGCGAACAUUCAGACACAAAGCACGGUGGUGCUUCAAUAAAAAGGCUCAAGUUUAAACGUACAGGCAUCGAGAAAAAUGAAAGUGGAAUCUUGAUUACGGUACCUCGUGGUAAAGAGAGACAAGCGUCCAACGAAAUUAUAAAUGUUCUCUCUCAACAUGUUGCUACCCUCUGGCCUGAAACAAUAGGACCUGAAGAGAGUGAUGAUGAUGAGGGGGACUUGGAAGAAGCCAUUUCUCGCGAAUUGGAAGGAAUGAAAGAGAAGAAAAAGAGUAAAAAGGAGUUAUUGACUCCAAUCUUGAUUGACUUACAAUGUGUGGUUUUUAUAAAAAUAAGACCUCCUAUAGAUCCUGUUCGAUUGGUGGAAUACACUUGCAAAGAAGGGAAGACGAAAAAGAUGACUCGCUUUACCCAAAGGUUGACGCCCAUAGUCAGGACAACAGGAGCCUCAAUUGAAGAAUUGGAAGACUUGGCUUUAGAAGUAUUGAAACCUCAUUUUCAUGAAGGACAACAGGAUUUGAAGUUUGCUGUCCAAGCUACUAUUCGAAAUCACUCAAUUCUAAAGAAGGAUGAUAUUUAUAGAUCCAUUGCGAAAUGUGUUGGGCGUGAGCAUAAAGUUGACUUGAAAAACUAUGACCUUCUUAUCAUGGUCCAGGUGUUUAAAAACAUAAUUGGAAUGAGUGUCGUGAGAGAUUAUGAGCAGCUGCGAAGGUUUAAUUUAAAUGAGCUUUACCAGCCAGGAAGCUCAAAAGUUGACGAGAAGACGAAACCUGUAGAGAAGGAAAUCAACAAGGAUGAAAACAAACAGACUGCUGAAGCAAAGCCAAUAUCAGACAUUCCAGAACCAAAAGAGUCUACUAACUCUUAACGAUGGGCACACAAAAAAUGUUUGUUGGCUAAAAAAAAUAAAAAUAAAAAAAUGUUUUUUUUUUUGGGGAGGAGGGUGUUUCAUUUAAUUAAUCGUUCAGUUCAGUCAGAAAUUUUAUGAGAAAGUUACAAUGAAAU
Molecule: messenger RNA, 1145 nt
Organism: Schizosaccharomyces cryophilus OY26
Lineage: Eukaryota; Fungi; Ascomycota; Schizosaccharomycetes; Schizosaccharomycetales; Schizosaccharomycetaceae
Product: tRNA acetyltransferase
Exons: 6
Coding region: 133-1008 (291 amino acids)
Biological process (GO): tRNA modification
Molecular function (GO): RNA binding
Source: RefSeq, a predicted model, not a curated record